Molecule: messenger RNA, 865 nt
Organism: Meloidogyne enterolobii
Lineage: Eukaryota; Metazoa; Nematoda; Chromadorea; Rhabditida; Meloidogynidae
Source: the annotation of a GenBank genome assembly
AUGGAGGUCUAUCGUACUCUACAAUCUGUUCCUGGCAACAAAUUCACUCGUAUACAAGAAUUACUCGGCUCUGGUGAACUCCCAGUUUUCUUCAAAAGUCAAAAUAGUCUACAUAAAUUCUACAUUAUGACGAGAUAUAAUAAUCUGAGAGAUGUCAAAACAUGGCUUACAAAUAUACCUGGAUUGUCUGAGGCAAUGAGAUUUAAAGCUGCUCGUGAGACUCUCCUUGCCUUGAAGGAACUUCAUCAACUUGGCUUUGUCUCAAGGGAUGUCAAAUUGGAAAACUUUGGAGUUCACAUAACUAAGGAUCAUCAUCUGAAAUUCUACAUCUACGACUUUGAACUGUCUCAAAAAUACAAGGAUGUUGAAACGGGCAAACCAACUGUUCAAAAAAUACGCGGUUCAAAGGGUGAUGGUACAACAGAAUCUGCCCCUUUGGUUCAAAUGACUGGAUCUAGGCGGACAUUUCCUGUUGACGAUGUUGAAGGAUGGUUUUACUGCUUGUAUCACAUUUUAUGUGACUCGAUUCCGUGGGAUACUAGAUGGCCGCAACCGGAAUUCCGUGGAUCUACUUAUGCGACGCCGUAUUCGGAUAUUCGUUAUACUAAACAACAAAUGCAUAAAACUGGAAGAAUUUAUUGUGCAAAGAAAUAUGAUUGUCUAAUGAGUGCUGUCUUCAAUGUGAUUCUCAAAUGGUCGAAAACGCCAGAAGUGGUAGAGGCGCGUUUCUAUGAUGAGAUAUGCUCAAUUUUGAAGAAGGGAGUGCACAACUGUGGAAAAACUGAAUUGAUGGAUUGCAACAUUCACUGCAUGAAGCAUUAUAAGAAGCAUCAACGUCAUGACGCUUAACAGUUUUUUUAUUAAA